AUGUGUCAUACUAACCUCAAGAAGGAUGAUCUUCCAAUCAUCGACAAAGAGUACCUUGAUUGUGUUUUAGAGACCUUCGAACGCCUCGUGUGCAAAUGCGACCGCCCUAUCGACAUGGACCAUGAUGUACUUCAUUCUAAGCUUGAAGAAUUUGAAAACAUCCAUGAGGACCUGGAAAAAUUUUAUGGUCGAGUGAAACCUGAAUACCGAGACUUCUUUUUGAUCAGCCGCAAGAUGCCCAUUGUCAUCGUCUUCAUCCAGCUGCGUCGCCUUGAUGAGACUAUGGAGAUUCUCAAGCAAACCAUUUCACGAGAGCACACGUCCAACAACCAAACGUCCAACAAGCACACGUCCAACAAGCACGCGCUCAACAAGCACACGUCCAACAAGCACACGUCCAACAAGCACACGUCCAACAAGCACACGUCCAACAAGCACACGUCCAACAACCACACGUCCAACAAGCACACGUCCAACAAGCACGCGCUCAACAACCACACGUCCAACAACCACACGUCCAACAACCACACGUCCAACAAGCACACGCGCAACAACCAAACGUUCAACAAGUACGCGUCCAACAAGCACACGUCCAACAAGCACACGUCCAACAAGCACGCGCGCAACAAGCACACGUCCAACAAGUACGCGUCCAACAAGCACACGUCCAACAAGCACGCGCGCAACAACCACACGUUCAACAACCACACUUCCAGCAAGCACACGUUCAGCCACACGUAUUUCUCUCUUCUCUCUCUCUCUCUCUCUCUCUCUCUCUCUCCCUCCUCUCCCUCUCUCUCUGAAACUCUCUCUCUCUCUCUCUCUCUCAAAAACUCUCUCUCUCAAACUCUCUCUCCCUUUUGUUCACACACACGUGUCUGUGAUUCAGCUCAACACACACAUUCUCUCUCUCUCUCUCUCACACCUCUCACACACACACACACAAACGCGCCUGAGACUCGAAACGGCAGCGCGGUGAAGAGUCCCGUGUUUGAGAUUGCCUGGCUACAAAUCGGCACCAUGGCCGAGGCAGCAGAGACGGCGCCUGUCAAGCUCAAAACCUCGUACGACCCCUGCUUCACACCGCAUCCGCCCGGAAAUGCCCUCGGCCUCACGCUUGCCCUGAUGCACUUGAUGUGUUUCAGCUAUAAAGUGGCUGCGCGUGCUGAAGCGCUGUGCACCGGUGGGAAUUUGCAAGUGACAGAGGAUGGCACCUCCAUCUUUGCCAUCUGCGCCACCGAGGUCAACCAAAUCGAUACACAGACCGGUCGCAAGCUGCAGAGUAUCGAUGGCGACUCGAGUGCCGUGACCUGCAUUGCUCUUGCCCCGGAUGGCGACGCCCACCAGGCUCCUGUGCUGGCCAUGUCCUUUGACAAAACUUCCACCCUGCUUGCCACGGGCUCGGCCGAUGCCACCAUCAAAGUUUGGGACGUGCGCCAAGGCUUCUGCACUCACAACUUCAAGGGUUCUCAAGGCAUCGUCUCCUGGGACCUCAACGAGAGCAAAGCCCGUAAGGUCUUCAAAGGUCACAUGUCGGUCGUCACCGCCAUCCAGUUUGACAGUACUGGCAAGCAACUGGUCACGGCCAGCCGUGACCGCGUCAUGAUGACCUGGGAUGUGGCUACGGGUCAAAAUCUUGAUACCGUCCCCACGUUUGAAGUGAUUGAGGACAUGGCACUCGUGCCGGCCCAAAAUUUUGGCUCGGACCUCGCUGCUGUGACCGUGGGCGAGCAGGGGCGUCUUCGUAUUUGGGACCUGAAGAGUGGCAAAGAACUUGCUGCCCAGGCCCUACUGCCUCGGGAGGUGCCCUCCCACAUGCGUCAGAUCCUGCUGUACAACGAGCAUGAGACCGCUGUCGUCCUCACCCACGACCAACAGCUCCAAAUCUUUGACAUGCAAACACAGCAACGAACACGCACGAUUAUGGGGCAUUACGAUGACGUCUUGGACGCCUCCUUUGUGCAAGGAUCGGACAAUGUAGCAGUGGUAGCCACCAACUGCCCAACGUUGUAUGCCGUUGACUUUGCCACAAUGAACGCGACACCUUUGCACGGCCAUGAUGACGUUGUCUUGACGCUUGCCGUGAGCGCUGACGGCCGCUUCAUCGCUUCAGGCAGCAAGGACAACACUGUACGGAUUUGGUACCCGAACGAGGACACAGGUGUUUUUGAGCCUGUAGGCGUGGGCAAGGGCCAUGCGCACGCCGUGGGCGCCGUGGCUUUUUCGUGCAAACGCAAUGCGUUCGUGGUCAGCACUGGCACGGAUACAACGCUCAAGCGAUGGAAGCUGGAUCCGAUUGCACAACGGGCUGAAGGCGAGGUAGUUGAGCUCAAGGCCGAUUACACCGUUCGUGCCCACGAAAAGGAUGUCAACGCCAUCUGCGUGGCACCCAACGACAAGUUGGUGGCAACGGCUUCACAGGACAAGCUUAUUAAGCUGUGGGACGCAGCAACAGGCGCCGAGCGCCAGACCCUGCGCGGUCACAAGCGCGGGGUCUGGUCCAUUGCAUUCUCCCCCGUCGACCAGCUUUUGGCGUCGGCUUCAGGUGACACGACCGUUCGCGUCUGGGCUUUGGCGACGGGAACCUGCCUGCGGACGCUGGAAGGGCAUUCCAACUCGGUGUUGAAUGUACGCUUUGUGACCCGAGGUCAACAGCUGAUUAGCAGCGGCUCAGACGGUCUGCUGCAGCUGUGGAAUCUCAAAACCGCUGAUUGCGCCGGCACCUUUGAUGCGCACGAAGACAAGAUUUGGGCAUUGUCGGCGGCGGAUCGUGAGGGAAAUGCCAUCGUCAGCGGUGCCAGUGAUGGAACGCUGGUUCUAUGGCGAGAUGACACACUGGAAAAGGAGGAUGAUGCCAAAGCCCAGACAGAGGAAGAAAUGCAGCUCAGUCAGGAAUUGGACAACCUGAUGGCAGCAGACGAGCAUGCUGAGGCCUUCAAAUUGGCUUUGCGGCUUGAGCGCCCACGUACCAUCCUCAAGCUGACGCGCAAUUUGGUUGAGCGUGAACAGGAGGAUGCACUACGAACUAUAAUUGCAGAUUUGGGUACAGAACAGCUGCAGCUUCUCCUGGGCUUUAUGAAGGAUUGGAAUGUGAACAGUCGCUCGGCGCUGCUUGCGCAAACGUUGCUGCACCACGUUUUAGCAACACACGAUGUUGCAAAGUUGGCGCAGACCCCAGCCCUGGGUCGCACCGUCAAUGCACUCAUUGCCUAUACCGAACGCCACUUUCAGCGAUUGCAGAAACUGGCUCAACAAAGCCAUGUAUUGGAUUUCGUGUGGCGCAGCAUUCGGUCACUGGAUACAGAUGAAUCAGAAAAGCGGCCAGCACUAGCCUCAGAUGCCGAGGUCGCUGCCAAGCGCCCUCAUUUGGGAGGCGCAAACUCCAAGCGUCUGUCAUAAGUCUGUGUUUGCCGCAAACAAGACUCGCAAGUGCCGACACACUUGAAGCAACCACAUUGCAACCGUCUAUCCCUUUCAGCAUGAUCUGCGUGCGGUAGAGUUUGGCUGAGAUGCAAGUUGUGAAUUGAAAUAGCAGUGGCAAGGUUAUGUCGUGUGGUUACUUUCUUCCCACCUGACGUUUUGACAUUCUCAAUUGGAAUUUCGUUC
This is a messenger RNA of Monosiga brevicollis MX1, 3606 nucleotides long. RefSeq lists its product as uncharacterized. The record is from RefSeq and is a predicted model, not a curated record. Gene Ontology annotation, cellular component: nucleolus; 90S preribosome; small-subunit processome. Bases 1 to 3399 code for a protein of 1132 amino acids. Gene Ontology annotation, biological process: endonucleolytic cleavage to generate mature 5'-end of SSU-rRNA from (SSU-rRNA, 5.8S rRNA, LSU-rRNA); endonucleolytic cleavage in 5'-ETS of tricistronic rRNA transcript (SSU-rRNA, 5.8S rRNA, LSU-rRNA). The transcript has 18 exons. NCBI's taxonomy places the organism in Eukaryota, Choanoflagellata, Craspedida, Salpingoecidae. Gene Ontology annotation, molecular function: protein binding; U3 snoRNA binding.